GUGUUUGAUUGAAAUAAAAGAUGGACUGGAGUGGAAAACAUAACGGGCCCAAUGAUACGACUAAUGAUGGAACAGUGGUACGACUUCGAGGCCUGCCAUUUGGUUGCAGCAAAGAAGAGAUUGUUCAGUUUUUCCAAGGGUUGGAAAUCGUGCCAAAUGGGAUAACAUUGACGCUGGACUACCAGGGGAGAAGCACAGGGGAGGCCUUCGUGCAGUUUGCUUCAAAGGAGAUAGCAGAAAAUGCUCUGGGGAAACACAAGGAAAGAAUAGGGCACAGAUAUAUUGAAAUCUUCAAAAGUAGUAAGAGCGAAAUCAGAGGAUUCUGUGACAUGCCAAGAAGAAUGAUGGGACAACAACGGCCUGGACCAUAUGAUAGACCAUUAGGAGGAAGAGGGGGUUAUUAUGGAGCUGGGCGUGGAAGUAUGUAUGACAGAAUGCGUCGAGGAGGUGGUGGAUAUGACGGUGGAUACGGUGGCUUUGAUGAUUAUGGUGGCUAUAAUAACUAUGGCUAUGGAAACGAUGGCUAUGAUGACAGAAUGAGGGAUGGGAGAGGCAUGGGAGGACAUGGCUAUGGUGGAGCUGGAGAUACUGGGUCGGGCUUCCAUGGUGGCGGUCAUUUUGUUCACAUGAGAGGACUGCCUUUUCGAGCAACAGAAAAUGAUAUUGCUAAUUUCUUCUCACCAUUGAACCCUAUAAGAGUUCACAUCGAUAUUGGGGCAGACGGAAGAGCCACAGGAGAGGCAGAUGUGGAAUUUGUAACACAUGAGGAUGCAGUAGCUGCCAUGUCUAAGGAUAAAAAUCACAUGCAGCAUCGAUAUAUUGAACUAUUCCUGAAUUCAACUGCCGGAGGCGGUUCUGGAAUGGGAGGCUAUGGCAGAGAUGGAAUGGAUCAAGGUUACGGCUCUGUUGGUAGAAUGGGAAUGGGUAGCAAUUAUAGUGGCGGAUACGGAACUCCCGACGGCUUGGGCGGAUACAGUCGUGGCAGUGGAAAUAGUGGAGGAUACUAUGGGCAAGGCAGUAUGGGUGGAGGAGGAUGGCGUGGAAUGUAUUAAAGGAUAGCCUUGCUUCUACAAAACAUCCUGGAAGGAACAGUCUCUGGUCUACUAGACUUUCUUACAAAAUUUAAUUUCUUUUGUAUUUUAAGAACUUUAUAAUGACUGAAGGAAUGUGUUUUCACAAUAUUAUUUGGUAAGCAACAGAUUGUGAUGGGAAAAUCUGUUUUCUGUAGGUUUUAUUUGUUGCAUACUCUGACUUUAAAUAAAUUUUUAUAUUCAAACCACUGAUGUUGAUACUUUUUAUACUAGUUACUCCUAAGGAUGUAUUACAUACUCAAGACUACAGUCGGUUUAAGAUGUUGUACUAUGGUUCAAUAAAGGUGGUUGUACUGUAACUCCUAUGAACACUGAUUCAGUUCUAUGUAAUCUUGGUGUAGUGAAUGAGUUUGAAAAAUUCACUUGUUUAAGGGGAAAAAGGUAGAUGAAUAGAUUUAGUUGAUUUGGUAACAAUCUUUCCUAAACCCUUUUGAGAAGUUGUAUGUAACAAUUUUACCACGGCGUAAAGCUGUGGAGGCCGAAAGUCACCGUUCCGCCUUUCGUCCUCGUACUACCGGAACCUACCAUCAUCUUCAAAUGCACAGCUGCCUACGCGAGUAGCGCCCAGGUGUUGUGCCUCCACAAAACCAAGCGACGAUGUUUAAUUUCCACGCUUUGCUGUAGAACUCUACUGCAUUUCACACGUGCAACUUGCACAUCAAAUUAAAACACUAGCACAGCUUUUAGCUAACAUGAAAUAGGUCAAAUACUAGUUCAUUUGAAGUGACUUAGUUAGUUAGUAUUUUUUUCACAAACAUUGCUUUUGGGAAGAGUAGGGGAUUUGGAAGCAAGUUAGACUUUUUUUUUUCUGUCAUGAAAUUACUGUAUUUAAACAUGGUUCAGCUUUUUUUUUUUCCUGCACAGAGCCAGUUUGUCUGUAUCCGCUCAAAACUUGACAAGCCAUUAUAUGGAUGAGAUCAUUAGAAGCAAAGUCUCUAAAACAACUAUAAGCCCAAUACUUGUUCAGUAAGACACAACCCAAACACCUUGAUAAAACUUUUUGUGCAUUUGUGACAUGUAAGAUAUGUAAGAAAAUAUUGUUUGACGACACUUAACAUACCUGAUGUGUACUGAAAAAAGGUAUUUAUUCUUCUGAGCCAGUGUGAUCUCCCAAAUUAACUGCUUUGUCCUCAAUGCCUCCCUUAAAAUGUCAAAUGUGAUCUUGGGUAUUGAAAGUGUGUCACCUGUUUGCUAGUACUGUGUUAUAUAUGUAAUAAAUGUCUUCUUGUGGGA
Molecule: messenger RNA, 2324 nt
Organism: Cariama cristata (Red-legged seriema)
Lineage: Eukaryota; Metazoa; Chordata; Aves; Cariamiformes; Cariamidae
Gene: HNRNPH3
Product: heterogeneous nuclear ribonucleoprotein H3 (2H9)
Exons: 9
Coding region: 21-1052 (343 amino acids)
Biological process (GO): regulation of RNA splicing
Cellular component (GO): nucleoplasm; ribonucleoprotein complex
Molecular function (GO): RNA binding
Source: RefSeq, a predicted model, not a curated record